GAACUGUGGGAACCAGUCUUCAUGGCGGCGCCGGUAAACAUCCAGGCUCCCAGUAAGACCUGGGAGCUGAGUCUGUAUGAGCUUCACAGGAGCCCUCAGGAGGCGAUCAUGGAUGGGACGGAGGUGGCGGUGUCUCCUCGCGCUCUGCACAGCGAGCUGAUGUGUCCCAUCUGUCUGGACAUGCUGAAGAACACCAUGACAACCAAAGAGUGUCUGCACCGCUUCUGCUCCGACUGCAUCGUCACGGCGCUGCGAUCAGGGAACAAAGAGUGUCCGACUUGUAGGAAGAAGCUGGUCUCCAGGCGUUCGCUGCGCCGAGACUCAAACUUCGACGCCCUGAUCUCGAAGAUCUACCCGAGUCGGGACGAGUACGAGGCUCAUCAGCGCCGCGUCCUGGAGCGACUCAACAGGCUGCACAACAAGGAGGCGUUGAGCUCUAGCAUCGAGGAGGGGCUCCGACAGCAGGCCCGCUACAGGUCCGAGAGGAACCACCGGGUGAAGAAGCCGACGCAGGAGAGCGACAACACCACCUUCAGCGGAGGUGAAGACAACGGCGACGCCCGCUCACACCUGUCUCAUGACUCGGCCCCCUCACACACCCCUCACCCGCCAGGUCAGACCCCCUCAGAGGCCGGGCCGAGCCGCAAGCGACCGCGAGCGUCCGAUGACGGCUCUGGGCCAGAGGCGGACAGCGGCAGCCCAACGCCUCCGCUGAGGCGCCACAAAGAGGGGCCGACCUCUGAGAUCGAGCUGGUGUUCAGACCACAUCCAGAGCUGGUCCAAGCUCAGGACUACAACCAGACCAG
Plectropomus leopardus (leopard coralgrouper) is the source of this 806-nucleotide messenger RNA. Lineage: Eukaryota; Metazoa; Chordata; Actinopteri; Perciformes; Serranidae. The record is from RefSeq and is a predicted model, not a curated record.